AUAUAAAAAACCAACUUGAAACAACAAAAAAUUCUAUUGACUCUUUGAAACGUCGGCUCGAUACUUAUGAACAAAAUCAAAAUGAAUUUAUAACCUCUAUGCAACGUCUUACUAAUGAACAUGGAAUUAAAAUACAACGCAUCGAAGAUAUUUUAAUCACUACAACAACUAUAUUAGAGAAUUUCUCAACAUCAACAUCAGUACUUCAAACUACC
This is a messenger RNA of Racocetra persica, 215 nucleotides long. Lineage: Eukaryota; Fungi; Glomeromycota; Glomeromycetes; Diversisporales; Gigasporaceae. The record is from the annotation of a GenBank genome assembly.